This is a messenger RNA of Penicillium coprophilum, 966 nucleotides long. RefSeq names its product putative FacC-like extracellular signaling protein. NCBI's taxonomy places the organism in Eukaryota, Fungi, Ascomycota, Eurotiomycetes, Eurotiales, Aspergillaceae. The transcript has a single exon. Bases 1 to 966 code for a protein of 321 amino acids. The record is from RefSeq and is a predicted model, not a curated record.
AUGAUUUCUCUCAAACAUUGGGCAUGGGGCUUUAAGCCAGCUGCUCUUUUGAUUGUAUUGAUUGUUCUGGUGUUCAGUACCCAGCAUGUGGAAGCGACGAUUCCUACAUCCAAGCGCUUUGAUCUGUCAAAGCCUUCAUACGACCUCUUCCGCAGCAAGUCCCUGCAUGAUGUGACGGUCCAGCAAGGCUUCGCAUUUGACAAUACCAAUCGCCGACUAUUUGUCACCCAGCGACGUGAUGGCUCCUCUGGGACUUCGGGAGACCUAUGCGUCACCCAACUUGACUUCGACGGCAACUAUGUGGGCCACAUGCACCUAACGAGUUUUGGUCACGGCGUAUCCUUUGGUGUUCAAGCAGUCGGCUCGUCAUCCUACCUAUGGACGGAAGUGGAGGCCAAUUCGAACGGGUAUGGCAAGAAACUCGCUCGAUUUAAAUUCGUUAGUGGCACUACGCUCUCGUCAUCAUCGUCAUCACUCAAAAAGUUUGUCCCGAUCACUAGUGCUACAGAGCACACUUGUUCCAUUGAUCCCGUGAGCAACCGUCUCAUUGUCCGCGCCAACCUUAGUGACGGUAAAUAUAUUUCCGUGUUCGACUUGGACGAGGCAACGGAUGGGGAUUUCACCAACCCUCUCGCGAAUUUCAAGCAUCCAUCGCUGAAUACGGCGUCGGAUACAUUCCAGGGCUAUGCGGCGUAUGGCCAGUACAUAUAUCUCUUAUACGGCAACUCGUAUGAUGUCACCGAUGGUAAGGUCAAUUCAGACGUGACUGCUGUCAACAUGAAUACCGGAGCUGUCAUUCAAGGUCCUCUCAUUACAAAAGCGGGAUCAACGCUAUCAUUCCGCGAGCCUGAAGGACUGGCUAUCUAUCAGACUGCGGCUGGGGAGGUUCGCCUGUUCUUGGGAUUUGCCUCGGGUAAAAGUGGUGAUCGGCGAUCGAAUCUAUUCUACAAGAAUGCUCUGAUUUAG